UAUAUAUAUAUGGGGCUCUCGAGUUUCCCUGGUGCAGCUGAAGGAGUGCUACCUGUGCUGGUAAUGAACACGGUCUUAUCAGUUGCUCUGCUCAAGAGCAUGGUGAGGUCAGUGCUGCAAUUAGUGGUGGGUGCAAAUUGGACUCCUCCUGAUCAUCAUGAGGAAGAACCAGAGGAAUAUCCUCGAGAAAAUGCGAGAGAGAGAAGAAUAUCAAUAACCCAGUUCAAGUCUAUGAACCAGAAUGAUGGCAGUGCUACGAAUAGUGCCAUGGAAUGUUGUGUGUGCCUUUGUGGGUUUGAAGCUGAAGAGGAGGUGAGUGAGCUAUCUUGCAAGCAUUUCUUCCACAGAGGUUGUUUAGACAAGUGGUUUGAUAACAUUCAUACUACCUGCCCUCUUUGUCGAUCUAACCUUUAAUUAGAUUCAUAAAUUUUGUCUUGGUUCAUAAGUGUUGAGGAUUUUUGAGGAAUAUUAAUGGUGUUCAGUUUUGUAUUUUUUUUUUUUUGGCUGUCGUCGUCGUGUUAGUUCACGAGUGUUGAGAAUUUUGGAGGAAUCUUAAUUGUGUUCCCUUUAUGUUUUUUUUUUUAAUAAAAAAUGUAUCUUCUUUAUUUUUGCAAAAUUAGAGAGAAGGUUGUUAUGAUCUUUGCUUUUAUAUUAUGUGUAAGCUAAGAUGUGUUUGAGGCUGCAAGCACACAAAAAAAUAGCGAGGAGUAUAGAAAAAUUAAUUAA
Messenger RNA from Populus euphratica (Euphrates poplar), 726 nucleotides. RefSeq names its product probable E3 ubiquitin-protein ligase XERICO. The record is from RefSeq and is a predicted model, not a curated record. The transcript is spliced from 2 exons. Bases 10 to 414 code for a protein of 134 amino acids. Lineage: Eukaryota; Viridiplantae; Streptophyta; Magnoliopsida; Malpighiales; Salicaceae.